AUGAAUUCCAUUCGCCAGGUUCAGGCGCUCAAUAAGCGCGAGCUUGAAAAUGCCAUACCUCCAGAGGCAUCAUGGCACGCGGAUUACCGAGACACAGCUUAUAUCUACAUCGGCGGGCUUCCAUUCGAUCUAUCUGAAGGAGAUGUCGUCGCUAUCUUCUCGCAGUACGGAGAACCAGUACAUAUCAAACUAGCUCGCGACAAGGAAACCGGCAAGAGCAGAGGAUUCGCCUGGCUCAAGUACGAAGACCAGCGCAGCACAGAUCUAGCCGUAGAUAACCUCGGCGGUGCGAGUGUGCUGGGACGCUUGCUUCGUGUUGAUCAUGCCCGUUACAAGCGACGGGACGACGACGAAGAGGAGGAGAACAAUGUCGCUAAGUUGAUGGGAGAUUCAACUGCCACCGAGAAUAAGGGUAGGGAUGAUGACCGCAGCCGGAGGAGGAUCACCGAGAAAGAAGAAAGACGACCAGUCUUGAAGGAAGAGAAGGAGCUAGACGAGUUGAUCCGAAACCAUGAUGAGGAAGAUCCGAUGAAGGAGUUCCUUAUUGAGGAGAAGAAAGAAGAGAUUGCGCGCGCAAUCGAGGCAUGGAACAGCAGCCAAAAGUCUUCUAGGCGACGCCACAACAGUAAGGAACGCUCCAGCCGGCAUCAUCGCCGUCAUCGUUCUCGUUCUCCGCAUGAACGACGGCAUCGGGAUGAGCGCUCCCCCGAAAAGGAGAGGCGCUCACGCUACAGAUCAUCAGAAAGAGAGGAACGCCCACGGGGGGAUCGGUCAUCGGGAAAGUCGCGCUCGCCAGAGUCACGAAGACACCGAAGUGAUCGGGAUAGACAUGAUCGUCGUCGUUGA
Molecule: messenger RNA, 846 nt
Organism: Penicillium canescens
Lineage: Eukaryota; Fungi; Ascomycota; Eurotiomycetes; Eurotiales; Aspergillaceae
Product: IST3 family RNA-binding protein
Exons: 2
Coding region: 1-846 (281 amino acids)
Biological process (GO): mRNA splicing, via spliceosome
Cellular component (GO): precatalytic spliceosome; U2 snRNP; catalytic step 2 spliceosome
Molecular function (GO): RNA binding
Source: RefSeq, a predicted model, not a curated record